Messenger RNA from Paramuricea clavata, 2088 nucleotides. NCBI's taxonomy places the organism in Eukaryota, Metazoa, Cnidaria, Anthozoa, Malacalcyonacea, Plexauridae. The record is from the annotation of a GenBank genome assembly.
AUGAAGAUAUCUGAUAAUCCAUUUUAUGCCUUUUUAAGUGGAAGUGGAGGGGUUGGUAAAUCUCACUUGAUUAAGUCAAUUUAUCAGGCUGCUUUAAAGCACUAUAACAAACGAGCUGGUGAAGACUUUCGUCGCGUUCAAGUAUUAUUGCUCGCUCCAACAGGAAAAGCAGCUUACCUAAUUAAAGGAAACACAAUCCAUAGUGCCUUAUCAAUUCCAGCAAGCCAAUCGCUUAAAAUUUAUAAACCACUGGACUCUGGCAGGUUGAACACUUUACGAUGUGAGCUGGGUGCAUUAAAGUUGAUAUUACUUGAUGAAAUAUCAAUGGUUGGAAACAGUAUGUUUACAGUUCAGUUAAAUAACCGUUUAAAAGAUUUAAAAGGAAGCAAAGACGACUUUGGUGGUGUUAGCAUCAUCACAAUCGGUGACUUAUUUCAACUUAAACCUGUCAUGGAUGGCUACAUUUUCACUGAUCUCCAGUCUUUAAACUAUUAUAGUGUUCUUGCUCCAAAUUUAUGGAAAAAAUAUUUUAGAAUGUUUGAACUUGAUGAGAUCAUGCGACAAAGAGAAAGUAAAAUGUUUGCUGAAAUCUUAAACAGGUUACGAGAAGGUAAACAUACAACUACUGAUCUUCAAAAGCUGAAGGAAAGAUGUGUUCAGGAAUCGAGUUGUCCUCAAGAAGCUCCACGCUUGUUUAUUCAAAAUGCUUUAGUAGACAAAUAUAAUGAACAAGUAUAUGAAUCAUUUACUGAAAAUAGAUAUACAAUUAAAGCUCAAGAUAGUGUUAUUGGAGCAGCUUCUGCUGAACUUAAGGAAAAAAUAAUGAGGCAAAUACCUUAUGUUCCGUUAAGAAAUUCUAAACAGUUAGCUCACAAGCUAAAACUUGCUGUUGGGCAACGUACAGAAGUUGCAACAAAUGUGCGAACUGAUGAUGGUCUUACAAAUGGUGCGAGUAACAUUAUAAAGUUGAUACAGCUCACUGAUGAGAAUAAACCUUCGGGUCUUAUCUGGGUCCAAUUUGAUUAUGAAGAUGUUGGUAGAAAAACUCGUCAAGAAAACAGAACGCUUUAUGUCACAGGAAUUCAAAGCACAUGGACACCAAUUAAACCUGUCACAACCCAAUUUCCAGUCGGUAGAACGAAAUCUGCUCAAGUUGUUAGAAAACAGUUUCCAUUGCGACCAGCAUCAGCAAAAACUGUUCAUAGAUCACAAGGUGAUACUCAAACACAAAUUGUUGUAAACCUAAACAGUAACAGAUCUUUUCCUCACAUUCAUUAUGUUGCUUUAAGUCGUGUUACAACAAUAGAAGGAUUAUACAUCACUGACCUAUGUGAAGACAAGAUAUCUGUUGAUCAAAGAGUUGUCAAGGAAAUGGAAAUCUUAAGAACCGAACAAAGUUUGAAUCUUUGUUUCAAACCACUUUAUAUGUUGGAUCAAUCUGAUUUGAAAGUUUGUUACCUCAAUGCAAGAUCUCUGCAUAAACACAUUGAAGAUGUUCGAAAAGACAUUAAUUACUCGUCUAUGGAUAUUGUGAUAUUCACUGAAACAAGGUUUAACUCCUCAGACACUGACGAUAUAUACAACAUUGAUGGCUACAGGUUGUUCAGAAAUGAUGUUUCCCAAGGUACGGGUCCAGGACGUCCAUACGGUGGAACAGCUGUUUAUAGCCGGGUCCCUUUAAAAGAAGGAUACCCUUAUGCUCACAACGUCAAUGGAAUCGAGUAUACAAUUAUUAAAACAGAAAGUAAUCCGCAUCUGAAUAUAAUUGGAAUAUAUCGCUCACCCAAUAUUGCUAUAUCACGUCUACUGUCUUCACUACGUAGCGUACUUGAUGAAGAUUCUUCUGCACAAAACAUUAUAAUUGGAGAUUUCAAUGUCAACUGGAUGGUAGAAUCUGAUCGACAGUCACUCUACAAUUUGAUGGUUGUGCAAAAUCAUUACAGGCAACUGAUAGCAGGCUUUACAACCGACAACAGAACGUUAAUUGAUCAUUUAUACACAAAUUUAAUUGAAGAGGAAAUUGAAGCUGGUAUUCUAGAAACUUACUUUAGUGAUCAUAAAGCAAUAUGGGCUUCUCUUAAAACAUAG